GCACCAGCACCACCGCUCCUCCUGGCCUCGCACCGGCCUCUGCGCGUGCGUCAUGCUCGUGCCGCCGCCCAACUUCGGCCUUGUCGAGGAGUCGCUCUACCGCUCCGGCGCGCCCGACCUGCUCAACUUUCCCUUCUUGGAGACGCUCGGCCUCACCAGCGUCGUGUGGCUCGCGCCCGAGGAGCCCGAUGGUGCCUUUCUCGACUUCUGCGCCUCGCAUUCGAUCACGGUGCACCACCUCGGCGUGCUCUACAGCACCAACGCGUGGGACCCGAUCACCGAGGACAUCGUGCUGCAGGCGCUGCAUCUGCUCGUGCAGCCCAGCACCUACCCCGUGCUCGUGAUGUGCAACAUGGGCCGGCACCGCACUGGCACCGUCAUUGGCUGCCUGCGCAAGCUGCAGCGCUGGUGCCUCAGCGCCAUCCUCGAGGAGUACCGCCGCUACACGGGCCAGAAGGUGCGCGUCAUGGACGAGCAGUUCCUUGAGCUCUGGGACAUCGACCUCGUCUCAAUACCGCGCGGCGUUUGAGCAUGCUCCGCCGCACUAUACCCGACCAAGGAAGAUCGUCUGCUCUUCCUCGAUACCCAGCAGCUCGCUCUCGCACAUCCUCUGCCACACGAGGCGCGCUGCACACGGAGCUGCUAUUCUCUGUGCCGCAGCAGUGGCUUUCACGCAGGUGCGGCGCCCGAGCUCGCGCGCUGCGGUCGUGCACUGCAUCUUGAGACCGAGGAAGAGCUUCGCCAUCGUCCGACUUGCGCUUGUCAGCUCCUGAACACCUUCUCCUUCGCCGUUGCUAAGUCUCGACGAAGAGAGCAGCGUGCUUUCAGCCGCGAUCUGCGCGGCUCGAAAGCCGCUUGCCCUCAUUCUUCGGAUCCAAGCAAUGGCGCAAGACGACGAUGUUCGCAAGCUGCUUCGCGAGGGUGGAGCGACAAUACACGUGUACAUUACGCGCCUGUGCGCAUCAUGCUGAUGACGGCGGCUUGA
Messenger RNA from Tilletiopsis washingtonensis, 985 nucleotides. RefSeq names its product putative tyrosine-protein phosphatase OCA1. The record is from RefSeq and is a predicted model, not a curated record. The transcript is spliced from 3 exons. NCBI's taxonomy places the organism in Eukaryota, Fungi, Basidiomycota, Exobasidiomycetes, Entylomatales. Gene Ontology annotation, biological process: protein dephosphorylation. Gene Ontology annotation, molecular function: phosphatase activity. The coding region runs from base 53 to 529 and encodes 158 amino acids.